Molecule: messenger RNA, 640 nt
Organism: Mus musculus (house mouse)
Lineage: Eukaryota; Metazoa; Chordata; Mammalia; Rodentia; Muridae
Gene: Coxfa4l3
Product: expressed sequence AA467197
Exons: 5
Coding region: 82-333 (83 amino acids)
Cellular component (GO): nucleus; mitochondrial inner membrane
Source: RefSeq, marked validated
AUAUAAGGGCCGCUCGCUUCUGGGCGUUAACAUCUCCUGGCCGCAGCCGCCCUAGAUUUGGAAUUCUACACUAAAGUCAUCAUGGGCGUUUUCCAGAUAUUGAUGAAGAAUAAGGAACUCAUUCCUUUGGCGUUUUUUAUAAGCGUGGCCGCCACCGGAGCCACAUCUUUCGCUUUGUAUGCGUUGAAAAAAACCGACGUGGUUAUUGAUCGGAAAAGAAACCCAGAGCCUUGGGAAAUGGUGGAUCCUACUCAACCCCAAAAGCUUAUAACCAUCAACCAGCAAUGGAAGCCCGUUGAGGAGCUGCAAAAAGUCCGGAGGGCAACCAGAUGAUUGCUCACCACUCCUCUCUUCCAAAGAACACUCUAUGAAUCUAGUGGAAACAUUUCUGCACAAACUAGAUGUUGAUGCCAGUGUGCGGAAAUGCUUCUGCUACAUUUGUAGGGUUUGCCUGCAUUCUUUGGAUCCUGCAUUAGCAAGUGAAGGUAGCACAUAGUCUAAAAUAGUUUUCUGUGUUUAUUGGUGUAAAUUUCAAUUUUACAGUUGAAAUUUUAUGUUUGUGAUGCUUGGAUAUUUUCCUUGAAAUGUAUAAACAUGUAAAAAUUAGAUUACUGCCUGUAAUAAAAUAAUUCGAUGACUA